Molecule: messenger RNA, 1628 nt
Organism: Mugil cephalus (flathead mullet)
Lineage: Eukaryota; Metazoa; Chordata; Actinopteri; Mugiliformes; Mugilidae
Exons: 7
Coding region: 370-717 (115 amino acids)
Source: RefSeq, a predicted model, not a curated record
AUAACUUGAAAUGCUUGUUAUGGUUAACUUCGAUGACGCAGAACGAAUGCGUUGCACGGAAAUGUUUGGUGCGCCGAUGAAUUAGGUCCGAGUAGCAACAUACACCUCCGUAGUCGUUUUUCCAUCGAGAGGGGAGCAGACUAUGAUCUCCAGCGGUCCGACCAGACAGCUGGCAGACGGACCGACUGCGUCUCUGCUGAGAUGCCUGUAUUGAGCCGAGAGAUGCAGAUGCGGUCUGACUGGUUCCUCUGUCUGGACUAAAGCCUCUCUGAACUAAAACCAGGGGACGGAUCCCUGAACUAUGGACACACCUGAAAGGUGUUCCUGUCAUGCUCAGGGCUGAGGAGGAGAGCUGUUGAGGAGAAGGAGAUGGGCUGCACCUCUGCUAAGCAGGUGUCUGCCGUGCCCAACGGUGAGGAGGGCCAGAAUAAAGCCUACAGCAACGGAGACCUCCUCUCUGAUGAGUACAAGAUGAAAGGAGUGGAGAAAGUCAAGUACAUCAAUGGAGAAGAGGCAGGAGUGGACGGCCAGGACAGCACAGAGAAAAGUGCUCUCCUUGGUAAAGGUCAAUACACAGAUGACACAGGAUCAAAUGGAAAUGGAAAGAUUCUAAGCAUCCACUCCUCAGAGAGUCAACAAGAAUUCUUCAGGAUGCUGGAUGAGAAAAUUGAAAAGGGCCGGGACUACUGCUCAGAGGAGGAGGAGGAUAUGACAUAGCCCUCUGGUCCCGUAUCCAUCAUUCCCAGCGUUAUGGACAAAGCGUAGAAUGUGACACCAUGUCCCAGGCGACCCCAGCCUGUUUUGACUGUCCCAUGUAUGUACACACCUGAGAAGAAUGGAUUGCUGGCUUCAAAAAGCACAUUUUUCCCUCCCGCUCACAACCUGCGCGUCUGAUCAACUCCAACAAAGAUUACAACCAAAAUUUAUUUCAAGGUUCCCCAAAGGGAGAGGAGAUUUAAGUUUUCUUCGUUAACGAAGCCAUUUCUGAGGUCGGAGAUCUGGGGAUCUAACCCUUUUCUUUCCCAGCUGGGAAGACUCCUGAAAGGUUAGUAGAGAACAUGGCUGCCGCUGAGAAACAUGAGGACUGCUGUCAGUGUAGAUUUCUUACAGCUGAAGCCACCAGUGCUCUCGAGGACACUGACUCAUGAUGAAAAUAACGUCUUUGCGUCGUUUUUGAAUCGUUCGUCCCUGAAUGCCUCCCUGACAAGUCAAUGGGCCGGAAACUUCCUGCAUUCCAAGACACAGUAUGAACCUCUUUUCUACAGUACGUCGGCCAGUACGUUGUGCUCGUCUGUCCAUGUCCGUUUCUGUUACGAUGUAGAGUAUUUAUGUUGAAUAAGGCUCAGGGUUGAAGUGUUGUAAUCAUUGUCUCAUGUAGUAAAGUCCCUCCUCUCAUUAAGACACUGUUAACACUUUUAAAAAGACACACAUGCACUCACGCGCCGGGGUUACUGAUGUCAGUCCCUGCGUCAGUAUCUGUCCCAUGUAACCCUAUAAAGGUGGACACUACUACGUCACAUAUACGUCUGAUUAUAUCAUUUGUUCACCAGUGUUAUCUCAUUGUGUUCAGUUUCUAUGUUGAAUUUUUUUGUUUUUUUAGGAAAAUAAAAAGUGUUUUGAGUAAUAUA